GAGUGACUCGGGACCGAAAGACGAAAUAAUUUCUCGUUCAAUUUAGCUCGCCCGGAGUUCGUCGGCCUCCGUUGCUUUCCCUUGCUGUAUCCGCCAUCUUCCACUGGCAGAGACUGAUCGGAGCAGGGGUAAUAACUGUAGUUCAACUAGGGAAGAAAACCGGAGGGCUGAUAAGUUCAGCCUCGCCGUCAAUUCCACUUCGUCUCCAGUGUGAUGUGGAAAUGAAAGAAAGGAACACUACUUCAACCCUCAAACGCAUAUUGGUCAAUUGUUCUUCUCAGGCAAAAGAAUAUGGAGGUUGUGUUGCCAAAAAGGUUCCUGAAGUUGAGCGGGAUAUGUGUCUGAAGGAAUUUCUUGCCCUGAAGAAUUGCAUGCAGAACGUGUGCCUUACUAGUGUUUUCUGUUACAUAAAAAAUUUCAGCAUGUCAGCAAAUGCAUCUAGCUCACAGCUUACUGUUGGGUUAAGUGGCUCUGGUGGACUGUCCCAUGCAUACGUUCAGUAUCCUCCCUUAAAAUGUAAUCUGCCAGGAUCAAGGGGUUUGUAUUAUGAUGAUGCAAAUAAAUUGCUUCUCUCUCCGACUUCUGAUCAGGUUUUUUCAUGGAAAACUGUUCCCUUUUCUCCUCAUGUUGCUGCUACUGCCGACUACAUAAAUGAAGGCCCCGUCUUAUCUAUCCGAUAUUCUUUGGAUGCAAAGUCCAUAGCAGUCCAUCGGUCUAAUCAGGAAAUACAGUUCUUUCAAAGGGAAACACGAGAAACAUUUACUCACAUGUGCAAGUCGGAAUCAGAGAGCAUACUAGGAUUUUUUUGGACAGAUUGCCCAGUUUGUGAUUUGGUGGUUGUCAAAACCAGUGGUCUGGAUUUGCUUACUGUCAGCUUUACUUCGAAAUCAGUUAACUUGGUAGAGACAAAGAAGUUGAGUGUGAACUGGUAUGUUUAUACACAUGGCAGUCGAUUGGUUCUUCUUGCUUCAGGAAUGCAAUGCAAGACCCUUACCGGAUUCCAGCUUUCAUCAGUGGGAAUCGUACGUUUGCCAAGGUUUGAGAUGGUAAUGGCUAAAUCUGAUGCUAACAGUAAGCCUGUCCUAGCUGCUGAAGAUGUUUUUAUCAUUACCGUCUAUGGAAGGAUAUAUUGCUUGCAAAUUGACAGAGUUGCAAUGCAGCUCCACUCGUAUAGGUUUUAUCGUGAUGCUGUCGUUCAACAGGGUUCCCUGCCAAUGUUCUCAAGCAAGAUCUCUGUUAGUGUGGUUGACAAUGUCCUACUCGUUCAUCAAGUAGAUGCAAGAGUUAGUAUACUGUAUGACAUAUUUGAAGAUUCUCGAGCCCCUAUAUCUGCCCCUCUUCCUCUGCUGCUUAGAGGUUUACCUCAAUCCCAUACUGGCCGGCCAGUUAAUGUGGGUGAAAGUUUAGAUCGAAACUCAAGUAAUCACGAAUUGAUGUUUUAUGGAGACGACUGGACCUUUCUGGUCCCCGACCUUAUAUGUGAUGUUGCUAGCAAGUCAGUAUGGAAGAUUCAUCUGGACUUAGAGGUUAUCUCCUCAAGCAGCUCUGAAGUUCCAUCAAAUCUAGAAUUCUUGCAGAGAAGGAAGCUGGAAGCAAGCAAGACUAAACAGUUGUGUUUGGCAAUAACACGUGCCUUUAUCUUGGAAAGGAGGCCAGUAACCAUGGUUGCAAAAGCAAUAGACGUGUUAGUCUCAUCUUACUCCCAUUCGGUAAAAACAUGUAGCAAUCUCAAAGAAACAAAAGUGGAUGAAGCCUCAGCUUCUGUUGGGACAAAUGCCAGUAACUCAAGUAGAUCGGCGAAAGAUGAGUCUAGGGUUGGUGUCGGAGACAAAUCCUUUAAUCUUUCAGCUUCAGAUUCAGAUGAUCAAUCACGGGAAAUAGACUCCAGAGAUCUUCAGAAAUCAGGGAAGGAGAACUUACUAGGUGCUGAAAGCUCUAGGGGUGAAGUCCAGUCAUCAUCUUUACACACUCAGCAACUUGGAUUGGGUAAUAAUCAAUUAAAUGCUAACAAUUCCGAGAGGCAGGAUUCUCAGCUUACUUCACCGGCAAUUUCACCUGAUGAGAUGUAUAGUUGUGUGUUUGUUCCUGUUGGAGAAGAGAUCGUGGGAGAUCCCUCAUACUUGGUUGCCAUAAUAGUCGAGUUCCUUCGAAGCACGAAUUCAGAGAAGAUUAAGGUUCGUCCAAACAUAUAUGUGUUCACUAUACAGCUUCUAGUACGCUAUGAAAGGUUUGCAGAGCUGUCCCUAUUGAUCAUAAACAAGGUUCUUGAACCCUCAAAGGAAGUGGCAAUGCAGCUCUUGGAAUCAGGUCAUCAGAAUCCUCAAAUGAGGAAGCUGGCUCUCGACAUGUUGCGACAGCUCUCUUUGCAUCACGAUUAUGUGACUUUGCUUGUGCAAGAUGGUUGUUAUCUUGAAGCUUUGCGUUACGCAAGGAAGCAUAAGGUGACAAGUGUCCGUCCCUCACUGUUUCUUGAAGCGGCACUGGCUAGUAAGGAUUCCCAACAUCUGGCUGCAGUGCUGAGAUUCUUUUCAGACUUCAUCGCCGGGUUCAGAAACACUCCAGAGUACCAAGAUUACUUCCGUAUCCUCAACGAGAUGAACACUGGUCUAGCUGUUUGAACUUGUUACCAGCCAGAACUGGAUCUACAUCUAGGGUUGUUCGUGAGCAAUGGGUUUUGAGAGUCCUUUGUGUGGAGUCCUUUUCAGACUUCCUGUAAAAGCAAACCUUAACGAAAAGGUACCAAGUCAUAGCAAAGAAUGGAAGUUGCAGGAAACAAAGAGAAAAAGAGUGGUUUCCUUUUCCCUAAUCUGUUUAUUAUUUAUAUUGGACGUUAAUGUAGCAAGUCAAACUUAUUUCUGAGUGUUCGUUUGUUUGUUUCUUGUGCUUUCGUGGUGACCAUUUUGUUCUCUUCCCUUGUGACUUGUGACUUGUGAGGACCAGUUUGGGCUUCAUUUCAUUUUCCAGUGGGGGCGGGGUUGUUCUUCCGUUUGUUAUCUUUCGGGGAUUUUCUCGUAUAAAAGACAGUUGAGUUGGGCGCGGAGUAUCUAUUUGUCUUUGUACAUCUGGUCCAGAAGUGUCAUGUUCAACUGUCUGUGUUUGUCUUUUCAAAUUUCUA
Linum tenue is the source of this 3115-nucleotide messenger RNA. The record is from the annotation of a GenBank genome assembly. NCBI's taxonomy places the organism in Eukaryota, Viridiplantae, Streptophyta, Magnoliopsida, Malpighiales, Linaceae.